Aplysia californica (California sea hare) is the source of this 1969-nucleotide messenger RNA. Its product is annotated as N-alpha-acetyltransferase 10. The record is from RefSeq and is a predicted model, not a curated record. Gene Ontology annotation, biological process: N-terminal peptidyl-glutamic acid acetylation. Gene Ontology annotation, cellular component: NatA complex. NCBI's taxonomy places the organism in Eukaryota, Metazoa, Mollusca, Gastropoda, Aplysiida, Aplysiidae. The transcript has 8 exons. Gene Ontology annotation, molecular function: protein-N-terminal-glutamate acetyltransferase activity; protein N-terminal-serine acetyltransferase activity. The coding region runs from base 115 to 675 and encodes 186 amino acids.
GUCUGAACAUACUUCUUCCUGUUUCUCUCCUUCCUUCCAUCCAUUCUUCUCUUCAUGCUUCGGCCUUGUGUCGGUCUCUGAUACUGAUAGUAACAGUCGACAGCAGCUGCAACCAUGAACAUUCGUUGUGCCGCGCCCGACGACUUGAUGAACAUGCAGCAUUGCAACUUGCUGUGCCUGCCAGAGAACUACCAGAUGAAGUACUACUUCUAUCAUGGCCUCUCCUGGCCACAGCUCUCAUAUGUGGCUGAGGAUGAAUCAGGAAAGAUUGUGGGCUACGUGCUGGCCAAGAUGGAGGAGGAUCCUGAAGAUUCUGUUCCCCAUGGACACAUCACAUCUCUGGCGGUGAAGAGAUCCCACCGUCGUCUGGGCCUGGCACAGAAGCUGAUGGACCAGGCGUCGCGGGCUAUGGUGGAGAACUUCAACGCUCAGUACGUGUCUCUUCACGUCAGGAAAAGCAACCGGGCGGCCCUACAUCUGUACACGGAGACGCUACGCUUUUCGAUCAGCGAGAUUGAGCCCAAAUACUACGCGGACGGGGAAGACGCCUACGCCAUGAGGAGGGACCUGAAGGAGUUCAGAGACAAGGUAGAGUUUGGGCUCAACGCCGACCUGGACAUGCUGGCUGUGGAGGGACCUCAGGUGGACCUGGUACAGCAGAAGACGCCUGAGUAGGUCAAGGCUGUAUUCAAGAGGUCAUGGCUAUAUCCAGUAGAUCAACGCUGGGCAAAAGUAAAGUUAGAACCCCCCGCCCCCCCAAACCCUCCCAUGUCUUCACAUAUAGUGGUGAUCACAGCCAGCUAUUUCCUGUUCCUGUGAGACUUGAGUGCAGCACAACUACUAUGACCCCCGCAGUGCCCCCGAAUGUUGUGCACUAGGUGUACUUCUUCAAUGUGGUGGGGGGGAGGGGGGGGGUAUCCAACCUUACUUUAACCCAGCUCUAUACAAAACCUCAUGUCCAUCAAACUCAAUGAAACCUGAGAAUCAGAGAAAUCAAUGUCUUUUUCUUCUGUAAAUGCCAGAUCUGAAACAAACCAAAAAUUAUGGUUCACCACGCUUUUAUCUGCUUGGAUACUCACAACAAAAAUUUGUAUUUUCCUGGUCUCUACCCAUCACCCAUCUCUAAUCAAGUGUCAGACCCGAGGAAUUCAUUGGAUGCCGGGUUCAGUUCGCUGUAUAGGCCUACAACUGCUUUACAAAUUGCAUGUGUGUGGGGUGUUACAAAUUGUGUGAGUGUGUGAUGUUUCAAAUUGCAUGUGUGUGUGGUGUGUGAUGUUACAUAUUACAUUACAUGUGUGUGUGUGUGAUGAGGGAAAAGGCUGAGCGGAAUGUUUUGUUUUGAUGGUACAGAUUGUGGGUGUUGUUCUGUGUAAGAUUGUUGUCAACCGCUGUUCUGUGUAUAUAUGGUGCGACUGACUGGGUGGGUGUGUAAUGUAUGUUUUCCUGUCUGUGGAAUGGUUGUAUGUGUACAAGAGCGUAAGUCGCCUGUCUCUGCAUCUGAUUGAGUUGUUUUAAAAGUUUAGAAAGUUUUAGUGUGUUGUCCAUUUAUAGUGACUUCAGUAUCAAAAUGACAUGUUUGUGUUUAUCUUUUAUGAUGAAAGAUUUAUGAGAUGUUUGCUUUACCUUUAUGUGAACAGAAGACUACUGCAGGAGCUUUUGUUAUAGAAAGACGUUGAAAUGUUUGGUGUGGGGUCUUCGAAAUUAGGAGCGAAUAGCCUAGUUUGCGGGUGCCACUGUUAGUGUUAGGUCUGGGUUUUUUGUUUUUUUUCCCUCUUUUGUCGACAUUAUUGUGUCGAUGUGGAUCUCUAUACUUUAAACAAACAAAUGAAUUUUGAGUGAGAGCAAUAGUGUUACUAAAUGACUAAUGUCAGUUACGGGUGGAAGGAAUUUUGGUCACUCAGAUUGAAAUUUUUUUUUUAACUUGUGUUUUUAUUUAUUUUCUUUAUGAAUUAAAAAUACUAAAAACGAC